Fragaria vesca subsp. vesca is the source of this 2034-nucleotide messenger RNA. RefSeq lists its product as uncharacterized. Bases 1 to 2034 code for a protein of 677 amino acids. The transcript has 2 exons. Lineage: Eukaryota; Viridiplantae; Streptophyta; Magnoliopsida; Rosales; Rosaceae. The record is from RefSeq and is a predicted model, not a curated record. Gene Ontology annotation, molecular function: protein dimerization activity; DNA binding.
AUGGUUCGAGGAAGAGAUGCAUGUUGGGAGCACUGUGUCCUUGUUGAUGCAACGAAGCAGAAGGUUAGGUGUAAUUAUUGUCAACGGGAGUUUAGUGGAGGCGUAUACAGGAUGAAGUUUCAUUUAGCUCAAAUAAAAAACAAAGAUAUAGUUCCCUGCACAGAAGUCCCAACUGAUGUGCGAGAUCACAUUUUAAGUAUACUGGAAACUCCCAAGAAACAGAAAACUCCCAAGAAACCAAAAGUCGAUAAAGCAGCUCUAGCCAAUGGUCAACAAAUUAGCUCUUCUGCUAGUGGUGACUUCCAUCCUACCCAUGUCUCUAAUGGACAGAAUGGAAGCACCUGCCCAUCUUUGUUAUUCCUAUGUCCUUCACCAACCUCACAGGAACCAGUGGAUGAUGUUCAAAAGCAAAAGCAGGAUCUCGCUGAUAAAACAGUUGCUGUGUUUUUCUUCCACAAUUCUAUUCCAUUUAGUGCUGCUAGGUCCAUAUAUUAUCGGGAAAUGGUGGAUGCUGUAGCAGAGUGUGGAGGAAAUUACAAAGCCCCAAGCUAUGAAGUACUGAGAUCUACUCUGCUGGAAAAAGUGAACAGUGAUAUACAUGAUCGCUACAAGAAAUAUAGAGAUGAAUGGAAAGAAACAGGCUGCACUAUCUUAUGUGAGAGCUGGUCUGAUGGUAGGAACAAGUCACUUGUCAUAUUCUCAGUUACAUACCCCAAGGGGACCCUGUUUCUGAAGUCUGUUGACGUAUCAGGUCAUGAAGAUGAUACUACGUACUUGUUUGAGCUGCUCGAGUCUGUGGUCUUGGAAGUUGGUGUGGAAGAUGUUGUCCAAAUUAUAACAGAUACUUCUUCCAGUUAUAUUUAUGCAGGAAGGCUUCUUAUGGGCAAGUACAGUUCUUUGUUUUGGUCUCCUUGUGCUUCUUAUUGCAUUAACAAAAUUUUGGAGGAUAUUGGUAAACAAGAAUGGGUGUGCAUUGUAUUGGAAGAGGCAAGGACCAUCACAAACUUCAUAGGCAGUCAUGGAUGGACUUUGAGUAUGAUGAGAAAAUUCGCUGGUGGAAGGGAGUUGGUCAGGCCAAAAAUUAAUAGAUUUGUGACAAAUUUCCUCAACUUGAGGUCGAUCGUGAUUCAGGAGGACAAUAUAAAGCACAUGUUUUCUCAUCCAGAAUGGGUAUCUUCAGCAUCAAGUAGGCGCCCUGAAGCCCAAGCUGUUAAGUCCUUGUUGUAUGUAGAGAGGUUUUGGCAGCAUGCACAAGAAGCUGUGACCAUUGCUGAACCACUGGUUAAAAUUCUUAGAAUUGUCGAUGGGGACAUGCCAGCUAUGGGCUACAUUUAUGAAGGAAUAGAGAGUGCAAAGAUUGCAAUAAAGACAUAUUACAAGGGUAUUGAAGAGAAAUAUAUGCCAAUCUGGGAUAUAAUUGAUCGGAGAUGGAGUAUGCAGCUACAUUCGUCCUUGCAUGCAGCAGCAGCGUCUCUUAAUCCUUCUAUUUUCUAUAAUCCAAAUUUCAAGAUUGACUCAAGGAUGAGAAAUGGGUUUCAAGAAACAAUGUUAAGGAUGGCUUCCACUCAUGAAGAUAAAAUGGAAAUAACUAAAGAGCACCCUGUGUAUGUUACUGCACAAGGCGCUCUUGGCUCUGAUUUUGCAAUCAUGGGAAGGACACUGAAUGCCCCAGGUGACUGGUGGGCGGGAUAUGGUUACGAGAUCCCCACGCUACAGAGAUAUGCACUAAGGAUAUUAAGCCAGCCUUGUAGUUCCCAUUGGUGCUGUUGGAACUGGAGCACCUUUGAGAGCAUACAUGCAAAGAAGCACAGCAGGACAGAACCGGAAAAUUUCGAUGACUUGGUAUUUGUUCAUUGCAAUCUUUGGUUGCAGUCCAUUUCUCAAAAUAGAGAUGCGAAAUGUAAACCUAUUGUGUUUGAUGAAAUAGAUGUCAGCUCUGAAUGGCCAACAGAGUUGGAAUCUCCUGCCCCGAUUUUGGAUGAUUCAUUAUUGGACAGCUUACCCUUAAAUUUAGACGUAGUCUCUGAAUUGUAA